Molecule: messenger RNA, 6280 nt
Organism: Chinchilla lanigera (long-tailed chinchilla)
Lineage: Eukaryota; Metazoa; Chordata; Mammalia; Rodentia; Chinchillidae
Gene: Cep170b
Product: centrosomal protein 170B
Molecular function (GO): protein binding
Source: RefSeq, a predicted model, not a curated record
GGCCAGACGGGCCUCACCAGCGCCAACAUGAGUGUCACCUCCUGGUUCCUGGUGAGCAGCAGCGGUACCCGCCACCGGCUCCCGCGUGAGCUCAUCUUUGUGGGGCGCGAUGAGUGUGAGCUCAUGCUGCAGUCCCGCAGCGUGGACAAGCAGCAUGCUGUCAUCAACUAUGACCAGGACCGUGACGAGCACUGGGUGAAGGAUCUGGGCAGUCUCAAUGGGACUUUUGUAAACGAUGUGCGAAUCCCAGACCAGAAGUACAUCACACUAAAGCUCAACGAUGUCAUCCGCUUUGGCUAUGAUUCCAACAUGUAUGUGCUGGAGCGGGUGCAGCACCGUGUGCCUGAGGAGGCACUCAAGCAUGAGAAGUACACUAGCCAGCUGCAGGUGGGGGUGAAGAGCCCAGCACCCAGGAGGAGCGAGGCACCACCCGAACUCACAGCCUACUGUGAGUCUACGCACCCCAGGCCAGAGAAGGGGGACCGGAGACCUGGAACAGAUUCAGUGGUAUACCGCACACCCCUGUAUGGGCAGCCAUCCUGGUGGGGAGAGGAUGACAGUGGCACACCGCCUGAGGACCGGCGCCAGGAGGAGCCCUACCCAGAGCGUGCCAAGGAGUCAGUGCAGCAGGAUGGCGAGCUGGACGGCCCGCCAGCUGGCUUUUGCCCCCCUGUUGAACCUCAUGGCUACUCCUUCCGGCGGGAGCCCAGCUAUUUUGAAAUCCCCACAAAGGAGGCCCCGCCACCACCAUCAUGGCCACCAGAGGUGCCGGAGCAUGAGGCGCCCACCAAGGACAAGGAGGAGGUGAGUGGUGGUGGGACAGUGCCUGUGGUGCAGAGCCAUGCCUCCUUCACCAUCGAGUUUGACGACUGCAGCCCUGGCAAGGUGAAGAUCAAGGACCACAUCACCAAGUUUGCCCUGCGCCAGCGGCGGCCCCCUGGCAAGGACGCCACACCUGUGGAGAUGGUCUCCGCCGAGACCAAGGUGGCCGACUGGCUGGUGCAGAACGACCCGAGCUUGCUGCGCCGGGCUGGCCCAGGUGACGACCGCCACAGCACCAAGAGCGACUUGCCUGUCCACACCCGCACCCUGAGAGGUCACAAGCAUGAAGAUGGCACACAGAGUGACUCAGAGGACCCCCUGGCCAAGGUGGCCUCAGCAGCUGGGGCCCCUGUGGAAGCCAGCGGCGAGCAGGUGCGGCUGCAGAGGCAGAUCAAGCGGGACCCCCAGGAGCUGCUGCACAACCAGCAGGCCUUUGUCAUCCAGUUCUUUGAUGAGGACACCCCCCGCAAGAAGCGCUCACAGUCCUUCACGCAUGCCCCCCCUGGGGACCCCAAGGCUGACAAGCGUCGGGGCCCAGUGCCCACUGAUCGGGAACGCCCAGGUGCCCCUGCACGGGGGGCAGCAGGCAGCAGCUCGGGGUCACAGAGGGCCGGCUCACUGAAACGUGAGAAGACAGAGGAGCGGCUGGCCAGCACCUCACCGGCCGCCCGGGCCCCUGCCCGUCCCUUCGGCAGUGUGGGGCGCCGCUCCCGCCUGGCCCAGGACUUCGUGGCCCAGUGCAUGCGGGACAGCUCCCCAGCCUCCAGGCCCAGCUCUGAGAAGGUGCCUCUUGUGCCACCCGCACCCCUGACAUCCUGUGGGGCCAACUCUGUGGCCUCCCCGACUGCACCACCACCUGCUGAACCCCAGCUGCUCAAGGCGCACAGACAGGAUGAGGAUGACAGCCUCAGUGACGCAGGCACUUACACCAUUGAGACGGACGCGCAGGACAGGGAAGUGGAGGAAGCCCGCAAGAUGAUCGACCAGGUCUUUGGGGUACUUGAGUCCCCUGAACUCUCCAGGGUGUCCUCAGCCACCUUCCGCCCUGUGAUCAGAGGGGACAGCGAUGGAGGCGUGGCCCAGAGAAUGGCCUUGCUGCAGGAGUUUGCCUCCCGGCCACUGGGUGUGGGCCCCUCAGUGGAGCACCAGGGCCUUGUGGUUCCAGGCUGCCCUGGAGGUCAGAAGUGGGUGUCCCGCUGGGCCAGCCUUGCCGACAGCUAUUCAGACUCCAGCCUGGCAGAGGACAGCCUGAGACACAGAGCAGGAGACCCUGAGGGGGCCCUGCCUGUGCGUGCCAGACGACUGCUUCCCCAGCUGCCGAGUGACAGAGCUGACAGCCCUGCUGGCCCAGAGGCCACGAGGAGGAAUGGGCCCGGGCCACCAGAACCGGGCAUCGAGCAGUCCAGCCACCUGGUCAGCCAGGAAGACCUGGACCCCGACAGCCUCAGUGACGCCAGUGGGUCCGACGGGGGCCAGGGCCCUGAGCUGGGCACGGAGCAGCAGGAAGAUAGGCGCAGGAGCCCCCAGGAGGGCCUGGCCUGGGCCAAGGGGCGGCGCUCACCAAGGGCCCCUGGGGAGCCUGCCCCCGUCUCUUUCUACAUUGGUGACCAGAAUGAGACUGCUGGCUCCCGGAAACCCACAGCAGCUCCUGGGGAGGCAGAGGGUCCCGAGCGCGUGGGCCAGGCCAGACCCUCAGCAAGGGACGGCCUCUACCUGAGCAGCAGUGGGCGGAUGGUCGUCCAGCUGCACCCUGGGUGUGCCCCUGAGCCCAGCAGCUCCGGCUCCACCCCACCGCGUGAGGCUCCAGGCUUUGUGCGGCAGGAGAGCUUCACCAAGGAGCCAGCAAGCAGCUCCCCAGCACCGGGCAGGCUCCCGCACAUCUCCAGCCACCCGCUCCUGCAGGACCUGACCACGGUCCGGGCCACACGUGCGGAUCUCCACACGCAGGAUACCCAGCUGAUCCUGAAGGAGACUGAGACGGCCCUGGCAGCCUUGGAGGCCCGGCUGCUCUCCAAGACCGUGGACAAAGAGGAUGAGGGGGGCAGUACCCCCAGGCCGCCAGAUGACUCCCUCUCUGGGGACUCAGACGUGGACACUGCCAGCACCGUCAGCCUGCUCAGCGGCAAGAACGGGCCCAGCCCAACGACCCCUCAGCCUCUAGGGCCACAGAAGGAGAGGCUAGUGUCUCCACCAGCGGCCCAGGACCCAGGUGAUGCUGCCCUGAGCAGCGCGCGUGAGCGACUCUCAGAGAAACAGCACCGCUCGGCCAGUUCUGCUGACCUGGGCCGUGGAGAGCUGGCGCGGCACCUGGCUGCCCGGCGUGGCCAUGGUCCCCGAGGGUCCCAGGACGGGCCUGAGGACCAAGGCGCCAAUCUCACCCACCUGCCCAGUGCAGACACCAUCACCCCCAACCACGAGACCCCAGAGGCCACUGGUGCAGGUCGGCCAGGGGCUCGCCGGAAACCAGUGGCAGCCCCACCUUCCCUGGCUGCCCGGGAGGAGCAGAGCCGUGGUUCCACCAGUGCCCAGAAGGUGCAGCAGGCACUGACCCGCUCCAACAGCCUGUCCACCCCGCGACCCACACGGGCCUCCCGACUCAGGCGGGCCCGGCUGGGGGACACCUCUGACACCGAGGUCACAGACAGUGACCGGGGAGCCCCAGCCAACCCUGAACCAGUGAGCCGGCCAGCUACUGAGCAGGCUAAGAAGCUGUCCCGCUUGGACAUCCUGGCCAUGCCCCGAAAGCGGGCUGGCUCCUUCACGGGGCCCAGUGACUCCGAGGCAGCCCCUGCCCGCACGGGCUUCUCAGGCCGCAGUGUUGAGCUGUACUGUGCCAACCGCAAGCCCACCAUGGCUGAUGCCCGCGCUGCUGCCAGGAAAGCUGCUGCCACUGCCACCACAGGCUCCCGCCAGCCCUUCAGCAGGGCGCGCCCGGGCAGCGCCAGAUACUCCUCCAACACGCGUCGUCGGCAGCAGGGCUCGGAUUACACGUCCACCUCCGAGGAGGAGUACGGCUCCCACCACAGCUCCCCCAAACAUGCACGCUCCCAUACCUCAACAGCCACGCAGACCCCGCGGGCUGGCAGUGCAGGCCGGGCUCGUUCCCGAGCCCCUGGCCCUCGGGACACAGACGACGAUGAUGAGGAGCCUGACCCCUGCGGAUUCAUCGUGCAGACGGCUGAGAUUGCAGAGAUUGCCAGGCUGAGCCAGACGCUGGUGAAGGACGUGGCCAUCCUGACCCAGGAGAUCCAUGAUGUGGCCGCAGAUGGUGAUUCACUGGGCUCCUCAGGGCCCGCACAUAACUCCGCCCUCGGGAGCAUGCCCAGCACCCCUGCCUCGACCAUCUCUGCACGCGAGGAGUUGGUGCAGCGCAUCCCAGAGGCCAGCCUCAACUUCCAGAAAGUGCCGCCCGGCACCCUGACCUCUCGGGACGUGGACCAGAACAUGAACAACAGCCAUGAGGACGCCCUGGGCAACAAGACAAGGCCUCGGAACCGCGAGGAGGUGAUCUUCGACAACCUGAUGCUGAACCCAGUGUCCCAGCUGUCCCAUGCCAUCCGGGAGAACACAGAGCACCUCACCGAAAAGAUAAAGAUCCUCUUCCAAAACACGGGCCGCGCAUGGGAGGACCUGGAAGCUAGGAUCAACGCAGAGAACGAGGUGCCCAUCCUGAAGACAUCCAACAAGGAGAUCAGCUGCAUCUUGAAGGAGCUGCGGCGCGUGCAGAAGCAGCUGGAAGUCAUCAACGCCAUUGUGGAUCCCAGUGUCAAUCUGGACCUGCUCACAGGAAACAGGGCUCCCACGGGCCCCACCACCCAGGGGCUGGGGAAGGGCCCAGCCAUGCCUGCCCCAGUCGAGAGCCUGCUGCCUCUGAGGGGCUUCCCACCGAGGGCCACCUGCGGGCCACCCGGCCUCCCGGAGUCCACCUUCCUCCCCGAUGCUGAGCACUUCCUGAUCUAGGUCCGAGCCAGGCCAGGCCUCCGCCUGCCUGUCCACCGCCCGACCUGCUGCCUGGCCACAGUGUCUCUGAAUCCCCUCCAUGUGCCAUAGCCCCUCAGAUGGGCACCUCCUGCCCCGCCAGCACCCCACUCGCCUUGCCCACCCCCGCGGCCACCCCCCACCCAGGCUUCCUGGUCCAGCUCCUGGUGUGGCCGCUGCCAAGGGCACCCCCCCCCCCGUCCUUUCAUCAUUAGCUUUCAAGGAAAGAGUAGUCUGUGCCAAGGCAGUGCCCAGCCCUGCCUGUGAUGCCCUGAGGCCGGGGAGGGUCGCCCUGCCUCGUUGGAGGCCUCUGCUGACCUGUCCCUCCCUCUGUGCUGGCCCGAGGCCAAGCACGGGAAGAGGGUGGGCUGGGGCUGUUCUGUGCCAAUUGUGAGCUGGGGUCCUGGGCCCCGAACAGAGCUGCCUCAGAGUCCACAGCUGGGCAGGCACACUGCUGUGGAGAAACUGGGGCAGGAUCCCCACAGCUCCGAGCUUUUGGUGCCAACACAACUGCCAAACCCCCAAGCUUGAGGGCUGCCAGUGGGGCCCUCCUAGUGUGGGCACAGGUGAGGGGAUGUGGGUGGCCGUGCAGGCAGCCCAAGUGCCCCUCUGUGCUGCACCAGAGGUGUGGGGUGGCAGAGAUACCAGUAGCCCCUCAGUGGGGAGGGCUUGACCAAAGUGACUGGAAACAGGUUUCUGGAAGCUUGUGCAGGGGUGUAGACAGUGUGCCCCAGUUCCACCCCUGUUCCCCCAGAUGCUGUGGGCAUUAAGUGGGCAUCUGCAGCAGGCAGUGGCCUGAUCCCUUGCAGGGGACAGCGGGGGGACAGGGACAGGCCCCAGAGCAGUGACGCUUUCUCAGGAUUCUUCCAGCUGGGAACAAGCCCCUCUGCAGAGCCCCUCUGGAGCCUCAAGCCAAAGAGCCGAGGCUGGGCUGGGCUGGGCAGGGCGACCGCCUCCACAGACAGGCACUGGUACAGGGCAAGGGCUGGAAGAGGCCACAGGUGGAUCCAGAGGCCGCGCGGCGAGGCCUCCCUGUUUACAGUCUGCUGACGCGGAGCCGGGCAUGGGUCUGUGAGCUGGUGCCUGGCCCACCCGAUGUUUACGUGUGUGUGCAGGGGUGGGUGGCAGAUGCCACUGGGCCCCACCCUGAGAGCCUGCUGUCCCUUUGGAGGAGGUGCUAGCCGGGCUGCUGCCCACCUGCAUGCCCUGCGCGGUGGCCAACAGCCUGGCCUCGGAAACACAGUGGCCGCUCACCUUCGUCCAUGCCCCGCCCCUGGUCACCGCUGUACAAUUUUUUUAUGCACACGUUGGUGUUCCUCCCCACAUCACAGUCCCGGUACCGCCCCUGCCUGGCUUCUCGGCGGUGUCUCUACAUUGUUCUCAGGUGGUCUCGUGGAUGUCUCAGAAAAUGGUUAUUUUAUAUGAUUUGUCAUGGAAUUUGUUCUAAUAAAUCAUUCUUGUAUCACGUGGCAGCACACCA